Callorhinus ursinus (northern fur seal) is the source of this 3842-nucleotide messenger RNA. RefSeq names its product coiled-coil domain containing 7 (gene CCDC7). The record is from RefSeq and is a predicted model, not a curated record. Lineage: Eukaryota; Metazoa; Chordata; Mammalia; Carnivora; Otariidae.
CCCGGUGGUUACUGCCGCCUCAGGGCGCAGAGGCCCGGCCUUUCAGCCCAAAUGUCAGUUUGUAAAAUAGCAGGGCUGGAGUCUGCAGGGUUUGCAAGCUCCCGCCUUGUAGGAAGUCUGGGAGGCUGGGAAUUUCCAACUGUUUCACCUUAGAGCCCUCUUCGCCCAGGCAAAACCACUCAGGAGCCUGGCUUCCCACAGCCUCGGCAGGGAGGAAUACAAUUUUUUCAUCUAUAAUUUGGAAGCAAAGUAAAAUAACAAAAUGAAGCCAGCAAAACAUCUGUUAGCCUCUAGUAAUAAAUUGGCAAAUGUUCCAGAAUUCACUUACAAAAAAGGAUUAUUGAAUUUACCAUUGUCACUUAAAUCAAAGGAAAAACAUAGUACAAAAUUAGUACGUGAUAAACUUGAAACAAUGGCCUUAGGAUCUCCACCAAGAGGGGAGUCCAUCGUAAGGUAUGCUUUGCCCAUUCCAUCAAGUAAGACAAAGGAGUUAAUAGCAGAAGAUGAAUUGAUCAGGAAAAUUACCAAUCAUCUGAAGAUGAUUGUUUCUACUUUGGAAGAAACCUAUGGAUUUAGCAUUCAAAAUGGAGAAAAAUCAGUUGUGAAGCCUGAACCUGAGGAAUUAACUUUAUCGGUUGGGGAUGAUCUGAAUUCAUUCUUGAGAUGUUGUUCACAAUUUGCUGCUCAGUUAGAAGAAGCAGCUAAGGAAGAACAUAAUAUUUUGGAAUCUCUUUUUAAGUGGUUUCAGCAACAGGUCAAUCAGAUGGAAGAGAUAAGUAAAGAUCAAACUUUUUUAGAGGUAGAGUUUCCAGCACCUGACAAAACCUUAAACAUUGCACAAGUAGUAAAACAGGUGCAAAAAAUAGAAGCACGGAAAAAUCACCUUAAACAACAGUCUAAAUACUCCUCGAGGACCACAUUGUCUAAAGCCAAGGAUAGUGAAAAUUCACCAGGAGCAGUACAUAGUUACGAAGCUGUACAGCAGAUAAUUGAAGAAUUCAUAAAAACCCACUCAACUGAAGAAUUUAUAGAUGUUUCUGCAACUGAUCCACAAACUGCUUAUUCACUGAUGAAGCAAGUGGAUGUCAUGUUGAAAAUAUUUGAAAAACAUUCAAAUAUGUUGGAGAGAGCUGUGAGUGAUCAGGGUUUGUUAGAGGCUAAAUUCAAACAAAUGGAAAAUGAUUUUCAAGUGUUAUUAGAGGAGAAAUUGAGGCUGGAAAAUGAAUUACAAAAGCUGAAGAAUACUGAGAAAACAAAGUCAAUGUAUGAUAGGACAAAGAAAACUAUAAAAACUGAGAAGAAAAAAGACAAAGGAAAACCUGAGGAUUCAGAAGAGAAGAAGUCUCUAGUCAAAGACCUUAAAAUAAAAGGAGAUUUGCUUCAAGUCCAGAAAGUAGCACAUGCUCUGGAAAUUGAGAACAAAGUCCUUCAGGAACAACUGAAACAGGCUCUCCAGGAAGCUGAACGAGCAAAGCAUCAACUUGACUAUUUCCUAAAUCAAGGGAAAGAAUUACUUAAGAGUGAAGGGAAGACCAAGACAACAAUGGAAAUGGGUAUUAGUAAAAUAAAAGUUGAAGAUUCAAAAGAUAUACCAUUGGAGAGAAGAAGAAGGAAAUCACUAGUUACAGAUUCAGGUGGACAAAAGACAAAUUCUAAAAUCCAAGAACAUCCCGAGAUCUCAAGUGUCCCAAAUGGAAGCCCAACUGACAAAAGCUCAGAGAAGAAAAGAGCUAGCUCUGCUCUUCCAGAUCUUUCACAGAUCCUACAGUCUCAAGAUGGAUCAGCUUUUUUAAGGAGUUCAAAUGAAGUUUCAGCUAAUAAAGACCUACCCCAUAUACUUCCAUUAAAGACCCAGGAUAAAUCCUUAACAAGACUAUUAUCAAACGAAGAGAUUGGAGACUUACUGUCUGUCAAAACAUCACUUCAAGGGGAUGGAACAACAACAGUGUCACUCAUUUCACAUCCUUUUCUUACCAGAAAAAAGCCAAUGGGUAGUGAUAUCUCAGAGGCUGCCGUUGGAGAAGAGAAAUUACAAAGUAAGACUGAAAAACAAACUUACCAAGAAGCAAGAGAAUUUCAAGCUCAUUUUGGAGUACCAGAUGAAAAUCUAGUGCUUGUGAGUCAAGAUUCAGUGUCAAAACCCCAAAUGCAAGUAGAGAAACAAAUAACUUACAGAAGAGAAAGAUGCCAUACUUAUUUUGGUGCCACAGAUGAAAAUCUUAUGUUUGUAAAUCCAGAGUCAGCAUCAAAAUCCCAAGUACAAGUAAAGAAACAAAUAACUUCCAGGGAGGGGAGACGCAAAACAUUUCCUCUUGAAAAGCAAAAAAAUGAUAAGAUAUCACAUAAAAAUCUAUUUCCUGAGGAGAAAGUUUUAUUUUCAAGAAACCAGUUUCAAACUAAGAAACUUGAAGCUACCAGAAACAUGAAUCUUGAUACUGAGAAAAUGGAUGAGAAAGCAGGUGAAAACCUUUCACCUGAAGAUAAUGAAAUUUUAAUCUCAAAAGGCUCAUCUCAAAUUAAGACACUUGGAGCUGCCAGCAAAGCAGGAUUUAGUAAUCAGAAUAUGGAUGAACUCUCAGAUUUUACACUUGAAGAUCUAGAACUCACUUCAGGAUACGAGGAUCAAUGUCAAACAAGUGGAGUUAAUCAAUCUCAAAGAUUGAGUGUUAAAAAUGAAGUGGCCUCAGAACUUCCAGAUUCAGCAGAUCUCCCAGCAAUAAAUCCAUCAAUUAGUGAUCUAAUACAUCAAUUAGAUUUAAAUAAAGUCACAGAAACUAAUAUAGAACACUUGAAAUGUGUUAAUGGAACAUGCAUAUUGGUGGAGGAAAUGAAGAUACAAUCAGAGAGACUUCCUGAGAUGGAUACAGAGCCCCUCCCAGGUGCUACCGGAAGAGGUAUAAUAAGGAAGGAAAUCAAGACACAGUCAAAGAGUCAUCCUGAGACUGAUGUAGAACACUUGACAUAUACUGUUGGAGGAGAAACAAUAUUUGGUGAAAUCACAACACAACUUAAAAUUCACCCUGGUGUGAAUUUAUUUAAAAACAAAUAUAUGUCCACAGAACAGCAAGAAGAUUUUUUUACCAGUGACAUCACACCAUUUAAACUCUCAACAAACAGGAUGAGUUUUUCAUCCUUUGACAAUCAAGGAAUGAAUUUAUUUAAAAACAAAAAUAUAUUUUCACAUCAAGACUUACUUCCAAAGAACAUCACAAUGAAUAAAUUCCCAACAAAAGUGAUCAAUUUAUCACCCUUUGACAAUCAAGAAAGAACUUCUGAGUACACUUCACACCAUGUGACUAAACCUCCAAAAGCAAGUCCUAGAACAUCUAGGGCUGGGUCAACCAUUUAUAAAGCCAUCCAGCUUCCUUCACUGAAUAAAGAAACUUCAUGGCAUCCAAAAAAUUAUAUCUCAAAAAAACAUGUUGAACUUACAAAUACUCUGCCUGCUAUGAUCUCUACAACUAGAAAACCUAUCUAUGAAGUCACACAUACUGCUGCCCGAAAUCUCCACCACACCCCUAUUUUUGAGAAAAAAUGAGUUCUGGUCAAGAUAAGCAACAUGAGCAAAUUCAUGGAGAUAGUAAUGAAAUCUGCAUUUGUAGAAACUUAAUGAAAAUAACACUGACUUGAAAGGAUGGUGCUUAUUGAACAAUAGUGGGAAAUACCGUGGAUAAAUAGGGAAGGUCCAGAUCAUGGAGGAGCUUAAUUGGUAGCAGAAUUCUUCUUUACUAUCUGGAACAAACUCGAAACUCUAAGAUCAAAGCCUUUUUGUUGCUGAUGUUAAGGAAGGAGCUCUAUGUUGAAGCUCCAGCUUGCUCUAUUCACUAAUGUUCCUGUAAUAU